Exserohilum turcica Et28A is the source of this 1053-nucleotide messenger RNA. RefSeq lists its product as uncharacterized. The record is from RefSeq and is a predicted model, not a curated record. Gene Ontology annotation, molecular function: actin filament binding; structural constituent of cytoskeleton. Gene Ontology annotation, biological process: actin filament polymerization; Arp2/3 complex-mediated actin nucleation. Lineage: Eukaryota; Fungi; Ascomycota; Dothideomycetes; Pleosporales; Pleosporaceae. Gene Ontology annotation, cellular component: actin cytoskeleton; Arp2/3 protein complex. Bases 57 to 1013 code for a protein of 318 amino acids. The transcript has 5 exons.
GAGCUCCCCGCCCCCCGACUACGCCAGAUCCCCCGCAAGGAGCUGGAACCGCCGCCAUGCUUCUGCUCGACUACCAGAACGUCCUCAUCGAGUCCCUACUCAGGGACCGCGUCAAUGGAGGAGCUCCAGCCAACAUUGACCAGGUCGUCUCCGACUUUGAUGGCGUCACCUUCCACAUCUCGACUCCCGAGAGCAAGACCAAGAUUAUCGUGUCGCUGCGCAUCAAAUGCUUCAACGAACUCGUCCAAUAUGGUGCACAAGCCGUCCUGCAGCGCGAGUACGGGCCGUACAUUGUCGAGCCCGAGUCGGGAUACGACUUCUCCGUCCAGGUAGACCUGGAGAGCCUGCCAGAAGACCAAGAGGCCAAGGAUGAUCUCGUCCACCGCGUGGCCCUCCUCAAGCGAAACGCCAUGGCCGCACCCUUCGAGCAGGCCUUUGACGAGUUCCACCAUCUCCAAGAGGAGGCUUCCAAGUACACAUCCGAGGCGGCGCCGCAGGGUGUGGCAGAGGGUGGUGACGUACGUGCCAUUCACUACCGAGAGGAGGAAGCCAUAUACGUCAAGGCCAGCCACGACCGUGUCACGGUCAUCUUCUCGACGGUGUUCCGCGAAGAGACAGACAGGAUAUUUGGAAAGGUGUUCCUCCAGGAGUUUGUCGACGCCAGGCGGAGAGCGAUCCAAAACGCACCGCAAGUGCUGUUCAGGAACGAAGCCCCUCUGGAGUUGCAAGGCAUCCCGGGAGUCGACACAUCUGGCUCUGCUGAUAUUGGCUACAUUACCUUUGUGCUUUUCCCUCGCCAUCUCACCAAGCAACGACGGGCCGAGGUCAUCUCACACAUCCAAACGUUCCGUGACUACUUCCACUACCAUAUCAAGGCUUCCAAGGCCUUUAUUCACUCAAGAAUGCGCAAGCGGACCGCCGACUUCCUCCAAGUUCUCCGCAGAGCUCGACCCGAGGCAGAGGAGAAGGAGCGCAAGACAGCCAGUGGUCGUACGUUCAAGGUUCAGGCAUAAAUCAGAUGAGAAAGCAAGCUCUAGAUGUAGCACGACAUUU